Zygotorulaspora mrakii is the source of this 672-nucleotide messenger RNA. RefSeq names its product peroxiredoxin. Gene Ontology annotation, molecular function: peroxiredoxin activity. Gene Ontology annotation, cellular component: mitochondrion; cytosol. The transcript has a single exon. Gene Ontology annotation, biological process: cell redox homeostasis; cellular oxidant detoxification; cellular response to oxidative stress. The record is from RefSeq and is a predicted model, not a curated record. NCBI's taxonomy places the organism in Eukaryota, Fungi, Ascomycota, Saccharomycetes, Saccharomycetales, Saccharomycetaceae. The coding region runs from base 1 to 672 and encodes 223 amino acids.
AUGUCCGUGCCAAUACGACCACAGGUUUAUUUGGGAUCCAGAGCGCCGAAUUUCAAGAGUUCUUCCUCGCAAGGUCAAAUUGACUUCUACAAGUAUAUUGGAGACUCGUGGUGUCUAUUCUUCUCACAUCCUGGUGACUACACGCCAGUCUGCAGCACAGAGCUUGGUGCCUUCGCGGCAUUGCAUGGCGAGUUUGAAGAAAGAAAUUGCAAACUGCUGGGGCUCUCCACCAAUGCCAGAGACACGCACAACAGGUGGCUUCAAGACAUUGAGCAAAUCACCGGCUCGAAGGUGACGUUCCCCAUCAUAUGCGAUGAAGAUCGCCGUAUAUCCACGAUGUAUGGAAUGAUUGAUCUACGAAAUUUCGACGAGAGAGGAAUGCCGGUGCCGAUACGGUCUGUCUACCUGAUCGACCCCAGCAAGGAGGUACGCCUCCUGCACGCAUAUCCGUUAUCCACCGGGAGAAACACCGCAGAGAUUCUGAGAUGUCUAGAUUCGCUACAAGUUGUAGACAAGCUAGAUAGAAAGAUAAUGACCCCAGUGAACUGGAUUCCCGGCGACGACGUUGUUGUUUCACCGGAGCUGAACGAGCCGCGUGCAAAGGAGCUGUUCCCGAACCACCGAGUAAUAAGGCCGUAUCUGAGACUCACGCCGUUGGACCCGGACACGUGA